AUGGCGGCCGUCGUAGAGAGAGUUGAUGGUUGUGUUGGGUCCUUGGACUCAGACUCGGUGUCACCGAGAUCGUCCAGCCCUCCACCGGACCAGCCGCACCAGAACAACCCGCUGUUAGGACUGCCCAUUGUGGCUAUUGAGACUAUUCUCCAUUUUCUGUCUUACGAUGAAAUCAGCCUGCUGCGCUCGGUGUGUAAGCGCAUGGAUAUGAUCUGCCAGCGUGUCCUGAAUCAGGGCUUCCUGAAGGUGGAGCGUUACCACAGUCUGUGCCAGAGACAAGUCAAAGCCCAGCUACCCAGGCGAGAGUCUGAGAGGAGAAACCAUUCCCUGGCCCGUCACGCUGACAUCCUGGCUGCCGUGGAGACACGCCUCUCUCUGCUCAACAUGACCUUCAUGAAGUACGUCGACUCCAACCUCUGCUGCUUCAUCCCUGGAAAGGUGAUAGAUGAGAUUUACCGUGUGCUGCGCUACGUGAACUCAACUCGAGCCCCACAGCGAGCACAUGAGGUUCUGCAGGAGUUGAGGGAUAUCUCCUCCAUGGCCAUGGAGUACUUUGAUGAGAAGAUUGUCCCCAUCCUAAAGAAGAAGCUGCCAGGGGCCGACCUGUCCGGACGCCUCAUUGGCUCUACACCAGUGGCAGGUCCAUCCACCUCUCUGACCACCAUGUCCCUGCUGGCCAAGAACACGCCGUCGCGCUCUGAGAUGACCAAGGUGCAGCAGCAGGUGAAGGUGAACGGGGCGUCAAUGACAGUACUGCGGAGGGAGAUGCAAGAAAUUCGUGUGAAGCAGCUGGAGCAGCAGAAGCAGCUGCAGGAUCAGGAGCAGAAACUGCUGGAACAGACGCAAGUGAUCGGUGAGCAGAACGCCCGCCUCGCUGAGCUGGAACACAAGCUCCGCGAGCUGAUGGAUAGUAGUGCUGCUGCCAUGGGAGGUCCCCGACCCAGCACAGCCGUCCCCUCCACAUCCAGCAGCGCUGCUGUGUCUUCCACUGUUGCCAGCACGUCUGGUAUUGUGUUGGCAAGUGGCAGCGUGGCCGCAGCCUCUCUAUCCAGAGAGCCAGAGGGCGAGAGGGGGUCAGCACUCAAACGCACCAGAAAGAGCUCAGACCUUCCACGACAGUCCAAACGGCUGCGCAGCAAGAAAUAAGAAACUCAGUGUGUCAUUUAGUUGAAGUUUUGUUUUUGGUUUCGAGGUCUGACUGAUCACACCUUCUCCCCAAUCCCCUGCGUCACUGCCCACCGCACCUCAUCACCUGUACUGUCUGUGAGAGGAGUUGGGAGUAUCCCUGUACGCUUUACCCCACCCCACUAAAUCAGAGUAUAGGCAGGUGGUCGGCCCUUUGUAGCUAAGACUAUUUAUUGAAGGUUACAUUAAAAUGACUGUAUAGCUUUUUAAUGUAGAUGCUUUUCUAAGAGGCUUUGGCAUGGCUUAACAGAAAUUCAGAUGGUCGGUAAAUUUGUUUGAAGUCACAUUGUACGUGUUAUUAAUGUAGUUCCUGUUUCUGAAAUAAAAUCUACCAAGAGAUUUUAUUUUGGAGACUUGCACAAUUAAAAGGAUAUCACAGUAAAAAUACAGACUCAUGACAGUCCUUACAUCACAAGUUAAAUAAUCUUAACCUAAAUAAUAAACCUAAUUAAAGUUGCAUGUUUUGGGUUAUCAGUGAGCUCCUUUCCAUUUUCACAUGGGUACGAUGUCUAAAUCCAUAAGCUUUCAUUUCAUUCACACUUGCUUCUUCUUAACUUUGGCUAAGUGCAAUAAUCAUCUAAAAUAGUAAGAAGUAAUUCACAUUCCUUGCCAGUAACUUGGAUGGUCCAUUCAUAUUGCUGCUCAGAUCAGUUCAAUCUGGCCAGUUUUUCACCAUAAAAGUGAAGGAUGGGAUCUUAAAGAAGGAAAAAGGUGUUUAAGUUGCAUUAGUCAAAGUGUCAGCUGUUGAAUCUUGUGAAACUAAUUUCUUUAAAAGGUUUCCCGUGAGAUCAGACCGUUCUAGCUCUGGUGUGCCUGAUAGCGCCUGGUGUUCAUGCUUCUCUUUUACUCUGUGCUGAGGACAAGCAAACUGCUCUCCAAUGGCGAACACGUUUUGCAUGUUUCCUUUCAGGAUCAUACCAGUGUUUUACAUAGUUCAGCCUAUUUAAUACAAAUAAUGCACAGCUCCGUACAGCUCAACACUUUAUAAAGUACAGUGUUCUUUCUACUUUGUGGACAGCCGUUUAUUUAUUAAUUAAUUUCUCUGCAGUUUACUUGCACGUUACUGAUUGACUGCUGUUCUCUGCCAAAAUAGGGUUAUCAAAAUUAGAGAAAUAGUAGUUGCUCAAUCAUGCUUCAUUUCGACCAACAAUUCCGAGUUGAAAUCUUUGUUCUUGAGUCUGACAAAAUAUAUUAACUCAAGAUCCACUUCCUAGCUUUAUUUCAGAGCUUUUAGCUACAUCUCUGCCUUCAGCCGAGUUUGGUGUAUUUCCAUGUCACGAAGUAACGCUUUAGAAGUUUCUAGAAGCUCGCUGUGUUCAAAAUAGCAUAGUAACAUACUACAUACUGGAUCUGUAUGGACUACAUACUGGAUCUGUAUGUACUACAUACUGGAUCUGCAUGUACUGCAUGUUACGUACUGGAUCUGCAUGUACUGCAUGUACUUGAGUAUACUCAAGCAAUAAGUCUUCUCUUCAUCAAUGACAUGACUCGUACUCAGAAAUUCUUGUUAAUCUAGUAUUCAUCCAAGCAUUUCUCACAUGAACAAAAUCCACGUACUAUGCAGUUAGAAUGCACUACAUACUCAAUUUGACGUCAUACUUUGUGAAUGGAAUGUUAAUAUGCGAUUUGAAUACAGCCUGAUCAUCAUGUACAGAAUAAACAUGAUCAAGUUUCAGAUUUCUUCAACACAUACCUGCUGGACUUAGGCUCUCACUGUUUAUCAGGCUAAUUAUUUGUAGUAAAUAGUUGGAAACGGAGACACUCGUAUGGUCGUAGAAAUUAUGUCAAAUUAGAAAAGUAUACUUUAUAUGUAAUGGUAUUUAAAGGGUCUAUUCAUCCAAAUGAUUAAUUUUCUCACUUCCUUGCUGAUCUGUAGUGAUGGUAGAGGGAUGCUAGAUAUGUUCUACACUCGGAGUAAGAGAAGUUCCCCAGCUGUGGUUUGAAAGGAAGCACUCUUCCCCCCCUUCUGUAAGCCCAUAUUGUGGCUGCACUUUUGUUUGAAGCUCUUCUGUUGUUUGGAUGACCUGAACAUGAAGUUUUGGUAAAGAAACUUUGGAGAUGCAGUUCACAUCUUGGUGAGCACUCGUGCUUAUGGUGACUGGGCAGAAAAACACAAGAAGAUGUAAUCUAGUAGCUUAAUUUGAGACUGCGUCUCAGUUUAGAAAAUUGCACUGUAAUCUUCAUGUACUUUAAAGUCUAGAUUGUGAAUUAUUUCAUGUAUGUAUACCAAGAAAACUCUUUUGAGUUGGCUAACUACGGUUUUGUUGCGGACAUUGCUGUUACAAAUGUACAAAUCAAACUUAUUAAAAACUCAAUUUAACUCAUC
Molecule: messenger RNA, 3511 nt
Organism: Cottoperca gobio
Lineage: Eukaryota; Metazoa; Chordata; Actinopteri; Perciformes; Bovichtidae
Gene: fbxo28
Product: F-box protein 28
Exons: 5
Coding region: 1-1146 (381 amino acids)
Biological process (GO): protein polyubiquitination
Molecular function (GO): protein binding
Source: RefSeq, a predicted model, not a curated record